This is a messenger RNA of Cuscuta europaea, 24426 nucleotides long. Lineage: Eukaryota; Viridiplantae; Streptophyta; Magnoliopsida; Solanales; Convolvulaceae. The record is from the annotation of a GenBank genome assembly.
UAUCUUCCGAUAUCUUCCGAUAUCUUCCACGGAUCUUUUGAUAUAUUACCACUCCAACGGCUCUUUUGACAUUCUCGAGAGGCCAUUAGGUCCUUCCGCAUCCGUCAGCCGUCACCCUCUGCAUGUGCAAAGCUCAAUCGACCAUCCGCCUGCGAAGCAAUCGCAGAAAUGAAAUGGCCGACACCUAUGGGUCUGCCAAGAAGAAUGCUUCGAGACCAUCAGGUCAGCAGUCUCACCUUCCGCGGGUGUGAAACCCUAGCCCUUCAAAAACAAUUGUUCCUAAAUUUUCAGGCAGUAGAUAAGGUUUUGGAAUGACCUAUUUGUAGUACGUAAAGCAAGGCUUUGAAAUUAUUCAACCAAAUUGUUUUGACCUUAAAAGCUCUUGCGGAAGUUCACAAUCAUGGAAGCCAAGGCACAUUCAUUGCAAGAAUUCCAGUUUGACGUUUUUCUGGCAAGAGUCACUAGAAGUUUUGCAAAACUGACAAUGAUCUGGACCAUUUCUCUGCUUUAAAGUUGUAAGAUUUGGACUUUUAGUAACCCGAGAUUUGCCCAUCGUGAGAAGGCAAUCAACAGAACACUCUUGGAUGAAGAAAUGCAGGAUGCUUGAGAGAUGUUACAUGAUAAAUGCAGGAUAAACUAAUUCAAAAGAAGCCCAAUCGAAAAGGUCCAAAUGUGAGUAGUCUACUGGCCGGAUAAUUCGGAUUUGUCUAAUCUGAGUAUAGUAUCGUGAGAUAACCGAAGUCUCCAACACCAAAUGUUUCGCCAAGUCCUUACCAAGCAGCAGAAUUCUCAACUGAAUUCUUGGUAAGCACAUAAUGGUGCGAGUGAUAGCUUGAACCUGCUGAUGGUACCCCUUGAUGGGACACAGUCUUGCUAGAAAUCUGAGGUUCAAGUUGAUAGAGCAGUAGAGAAGAUUUCGGCAGGAGUUAUAUGGGGAGUGAUGGCACUAGAAGAAGUACGUUCCAAGCAUAGUUUAGAAAUUAUGCAACCAAAUUGUUCAGAUGAACAAAUGAAGGCCAAUACGAGAGAUCAAAAUAACUAUUGUUCUACUGGAUGAAAUGCCAAAGAAGCCUGAAUCUUUUAAAUGAAAAAAGGAAAAGGAACUGUUAAAUCUUGAGUUCGAAUUUGCCAUCAGGAUAGGGAAGGCGUGUAUCGAAGAAAUUGUUUUUGAAGAAGAAAUGGAUACAAAAACCUAUAAAAUAAAGAAAAGAACAAAUAAAAAAGAAAAUAAAAAAGCCAAAAAAAAAGAAAACAAAAAAGAAAACAAAUACAAAAAAAGGCGAAAAAACAAAACAAAAACACAUUUCCCUGUGCUGUUGCUUUAUUCAUGAGGUGUGAAAGCCUAGCCCUGCGAAAACAAUUGUUCCUAAAGCAGCAGAGAAGGUUUUGGAAUGAGCUAUUUAUAGAGUGAUGGCAUUGAACUAGUACGUUAAGCAAGGCUUUGAAAUAAUUCAACUAAAUUGUUUUGACCUUAUAAGUUUUUGUGGAAGUUCACAAUCAUGGAAGCCAAGGCACAUUCAUUGCACGAAAUCCAGUUUGACGUUUCUUUGGCAAGAGUCACUAGAAGGGUUGCUAAACUGACAAUGAUCUGGACCAUUUCUCUGCUUUAAAGUUGUAAGAUUUGGACUUUUAGUAACCCGAGAUUUGCCCAUCAUGAGAAGGCAAUCAAGAGCACACUCUUGGAUGAAGAAAUGCAGGAUGCUUGAGAGAUGUUACAUGAUAAAUGCAGGAUAAACUAAUUCAAAAGAAGCCCAAUCUAAAAGGUCCAAUUGUUUCGUGAGAUAACCGAAGUCUCCAACACCAAAUAUUUUGCCAAGUCUUACCUAGCAGCAGAAUUCUUGGUAAGCACAUAUUGGUGCGAGUGAUAGCUUGAACCUGAUGAUGAUACCCCAUGAUGGGACACAGUCUUGCUAGAAAUCUGAGGUUCAAGUUCCUAGAGGAGUAGAGAAGAUUUUGGCAAGAGUUAUAUGGGGAGUGAUGGCACUAAAAGAAGUACAUUCCAAGCAUAGUUUAGAAAUUAUGCAACUAAAUUGUUCGGAUGAACAAAUGAAGGCCAAUACGAGAGAUCAAAAUAAGAAGUGUUCUACUGGAUGGAAUGCCAAUGAAGCCUGAAUCUUUUAAAUGAAAAGGAAAAGGAAAUGUUAAAUCUUGAGUUCGAAAUUGCAUUAGGAGAGGGAAGGCGUGUACCGAUGAAAUUGUUUUUGACGAAAAAAUGGAUACAAAAACCAAAAAAAAAAAAAGAAAAGAACAAAAAAAAACAGAAAAGCAAAAAAAAGAAUAGAGAACAAAAAUGCAAAAAAAAAAAAUAGAAAACCAAAAAAAAAGAAAACAAAUACAAAAAAAAGGUGAAAUAAAAAAAACAAAAACUUAUGUCCCAGUGCUGUUGCUUUGUUCAUGAGGUGUGAAAGCCUAUCCAUGCGAAAACAAUUGUGCACAUUCAUUGCAAGAAUUCCAGUUUGACGUUUUUUUUUGGCAAGAGUCACUAAAGGGUUGCAAAACUGACAAUGAUCUGGACCAUUUCUCUGCUUUAAAGUUGUAAGAUUUGGACUUUUAGUAACCCGAGAUUUGCCCAUCGUGAGAAGGCAAUCAAGAGCACACUCUGGGAUGAAGAAACGCAAGAUGCUUGAGAGUUGUUACAUGAUAAAUGCAGGUGUAUAUAUAUGUUAUGCCUUUGUUCUUUUUAGGCGCCUCUAGUCAUAACAUUUCUGUUUAAAAAUAGAAUGGUGGGUAUUAACAAGUGUUAUACCAUGUUAUAAUUCCUGAGUUGUAUCAAUAAAAAAUUAUCUUCCGUUUGUUUACUAUUACUUGUCCUACAUGAACAUUUUUCUUUUGUGCCUAUUGAUUUUGUUUUUCUAAACAGGAUAAACUAAUUCAAAAGUAGCCCAAUCGAAAAGGUCCAAAUGUGUGUAGUCUACUGGCUGGAUGAUUCGGAUUUGCCUAAUCUGAGUAUAGUUUCGUGAGAAACCGAAGUCUCAUCACCAAAUGUUUCGCCAAGUCUUACCUAGCAGCAGAAUUCUUGGUAGGCACAUAUUGGUGCCAGUGAUAGCUUGAACCUGCUGAUGGGUACCCCUUGAUGGGACACAGUCUUGCUAGAAAACUGAGGUUCAAGUUCCUAGAGGAGUAGAGAAGAUUUCGGCAGGAGUUAUAUGGGGAGUGAUGGCACUAGAAGAAGUACGUUCCAAGCAUAGUUUAGAAAUUAUGCAACUAAAUUGUUCAGAUGAACAAAUGAAGGCCAAUACGAGAGAUCAAAAUAAGAAGUGUUCUACUGGAUGGAAUGCCAAUGAAGCCUGAAUCUUUUAAAUGAAAAGGAAAAGGAAAUGUUAAAUCUUGAGUUCGAAAUUGCAUUAGGAGAGGGAAGGCGUGUACCGAUGAAAUUGUUUUUGACGAAAAAAUGGAUACAAAAACCAAAAAAAAAAAGAAAAGAACAAAAAAAAAAACAGAAAAGCAAAAAAAAAAGAAUAGAGAACAAAAAUGCAAAAAAAAAAAAAUAGAAAACCAAAAAAAAAGAAAACAAAUACAAAAAAAAGGUGAAAUAAAAAAAACAAAAACUUAUGUCCCAGUGCUGUUGCUUUGUUCAUGAGGUGUGAAAGCCUAUCCAUGCGAAAACAAUUGUGCACAUUCAUUGCAAGAAUUCCAGUUUGACGUUGUUUUUGGCAAGAGUCACUAAAGGGUUGCAAAACUGACAAUGAUCUGGACCAUUUCUCUGCUUUAAAGUUGUAAGAUUUGGACUUUUAGUAACCCGAGAUUUGCCCAUCGUGAGAAGGCAAUCAAGAGCACACUCUGGGAUGAAGAAACGCAAGAUGCUUGAGAGUUGUUACAUGAUAAAUGCAGGUGUAUAUAUAUGUUAUGCCUUUGUUCUUUUUAGGCGCCUCUAGUCAUAACAUUUCUGUUUAAAAAUAGAAUGGUGGGUAUUAACAAGUGUUAUACCAUGUUAUAAUUCCUGAGUUGUAUCAAUAAAAAAUUAUCUUCCGUUUGUUUACUAUUACUUGUCCUACAUGAACAUUUUUCUUUUGUGCCUAUUGAUUUUGUUUUUCUAAACAGGAUAAACUAAUUCAAAAGUAGCCCAAUUGUGCACAUUCAUUGCAAGAAUUCCAGUUUGACGUUUUUUUUGGCAAGAGUCACUAAAGGGUUGCAAAACUGACAAUGAUCUGGACCAUUUCUCUGCUUUAAAGUUGUAAGAUUUGGACUUUUAGUAACCCGAGAUUUGCCCAUCGUGAGAAGGCAAUCAAGAGCACACUCUGGGAUGAAGAAACGCAAGAUGCUUGAGAGUUGUUACAUGAUAAAUGCAGGUGUAUAUAUAUGUUAUGCCUUUGUUCUUUUUAGGCGCCUCUAGUCAUAACAUUUCUGUUUAAAAAUAGAAUGGUGGGUAUUAACAAGUGUUAUACCAUGUUAUAAUUCCUGAGUUGUAUCAAUAAAAAAUUAUCUUCCGUUUGUUUACUAUUACUUGUCCUACAUGAACAUUUUUCUUUUGUGCCUAUUGAUUUUGUUUUUCUAAACAGGAUAAACUAAUUCAAAAGUAGCCCAAUCGAAAAGGUCCAAAUGUGUGUAGUCUACUGGCUGGAUGAUUCGGAUUUGCCUAAUCUGAGUAUAGUUUCGUGAGAAACCGAAGUCUCAUCACCAAAUGUUUCGCCAAGUCUUACCUAGCAGCAGAAUUCUUGGUAGGCACAUAUUGGUGCCAGUGAUAGCUUGAACCUGCUGAUGGGUACCCCUUGAUGGGACACAGUCUUGCUAGAAAACUGAGGUUCAAGUUCCUAGAGGAGUAGAGAAGAUUUCGGCAGGAGUUAUAUGGGGAGUGAUGGCACUAGAAGAAGUACGUUCCAAGCAUAGUUUAGAAAUUAUGCAACUAAAUUGUUCAGAUGAACAAAUGAAGGCCAAUACGAGAGAUCAAAAUAAGAAGUGUUCUACUGGAUGGAAUGCCAAUGAAGCCUGAAUCUUUUAAAUGAAAAGGAAAAGGAAAUGUUAAAUCUUGAGUUCGAAAUUGCAUUAGGAGAGGGAAGGCGUGUACCGAUGAAAUUGUUUUUGACGAAAAAAUGGAUACAAAAACCAAAAAAAAAAAGAAAAGAACAAAAAAAAAAACAGAAAAGCAAAAAAAAAAGAAUAGAGAACAAAAAUGCAAAAAAAAAAAAAUAGAAAACCAAAAAAAAAGAAAACAAAUACAAAAAAAAGGUGAAAUAAAAAAAACAAAAACUUAUGUCCCAGUGCUGUUGCUUUGUUCAUGAGGUGUGAAAGCCUAUCCAUGCGAAAACAAUUGUGCACAUUCAUUGCAAGAAUUCCAGUUUGACGUUUUUUUUGGCAAGAGUCACUAAAGGGUUGCAAAACUGACAAUGAUCUGGACCAUUUCUCUGCUUUAAAGUUGUAAGAUUUGGACUUUUAGUAACCCGAGAUUUGCCCAUCGUGAGAAGGCAAUCAAGAGCACACUCUGGGAUGAAGAAACGCAAGAUGCUUGAGAGUUGUUACAUGAUAAAUGCAGGAUAAACUAAUUCAAAAGUAGCCCAAUCGAAAAGGUCCAAAUGUGUGUAGUCUACUGGCUGGAUGAUUCGGAUUUGCCUAAUCUGAGUAUAGUUUCGUGAGAAACCGAAGUCUCAUCACCAAAUGUUUCGCCAAGUCUUACCUAGCAGCAGAAUUCUUGGUAGGCACAUAUUGGUGCCAGUGAUAGCUUGAACCUGCUGAUGGGUACCCCUUGAUGGGACACAGUCUUGCUAGAAAACUGAGGUUCAAGUUCCUAGAGGAGUAGAGAAGAUUUCGGCAGGAGUUAUAUGGGGAGUGAUGGCACUAGAAGAAGUACGUUCCAAGCAUAGUUUAGAAAUUAUGCAACUAAAUUGUUCGGAUGAACAAAUGAAGGCCAAUACGAGAGAUCAAAAUAAGAAGUGUUCUACUGGAUGGAAUGCCAAUGAAGCCUGAAUCUUUUAAAUGAAAAGGAAAAGGAAAUGUUAAAUCUUGAGUUCGAAAUUGCAUUAGGAGAGGGAAGGCGUGUACCGAUGAAAUUGUUUUUGACGAAAAAAUGGAUACAAAAACCUAAAAAAAAAGAAAAGAACAAAAAAAAAGAAAACAGAAAAGCAAAAAAAAAAAGAAUAGAGAACAAAAAAGCAAAAAAAAAAAUAGAAAACCAAAAAAAAAGAAAACAAAUACAAAAAAAAGGUGAAAUAAAAAAAACAGAAACUUAUGUCCCAAUGGUGUUGCUUUGUUCAUGAGGUGUGAAAGCCUAUCCAUGCGAAAACAAUUGUGCCUAAAUUUUCAGGCAGUACAGAAUGUUCUGGAAUGAGCUAUUUGUAGAGUGAUGACACUGAAGUAGUACGUUAAGAAAGGCUUUGAAAUUAUUCAACUAAAUUGUUUUGACCUUAAAUGUUCUUGCGAAAGUUCACAAUCAUGGAAGCCAAGGCACAUUCAUUGCUAGAAUUCCAGUUUGACGUUUUUUUGGCAAGAGUCACUAAAAGGGUUGCAAAACUGACAAUGAUCUGGACCAUUUUUUCUGCCUUAAAGUUGUAAGAUUUGGACUUUUAGUAACCUGAGAUUUGCCCAUCGUGAGAAGGCAAUCAAGAGCACACUCUGGGAUGAUGAAACGCAGGAUGCUUGAGAGAUGUUACAUGAUAAAUGCAGGAUAACAGGAUAAACUAAUUCAAAAGAAGCCCAAUCGAAAAGGUCCAAAUGUGAGUAGCCUACUGGCUGGAUGAUUCAGAUUUGCCUAAUCUGAGUAUAGUUUCGUGAGAUAACCGAAGUCUCCAACACCAAAUGUUUCGCCAAGUCUUACCUGCUGAUGGUACCCCUUGAUGGGUCAGUCUUGCUAGAAAUACGAGGUUCAAGUUUCUAGGCAGUAGAGAAGAUUUUGGUAGGAGUUAUAUGGGGAGUGAUGGCACUGGAAAAAGUACGUUCCAAGCAUAGUAUAGAAAUUAUGCAACUUAAUUGUUCGGCAGUAGAGAAGGUUCUGGAAUGAGCUAUUUCUAGAGUGAUGGCACUGAAGUUGUACGGACCUUAAAAGUUCUUGCGGAAGUUCACAAUCAUGGAAGCCAAGGCACAUUCAUUGCAAGAAUUCCAGUUUGACGUUUUUUUGGCAAGAGUGACUAGAAGGGUUGCAAAACUGACAAUGAUCUGGACCAUUUUUCUGCUUUAAAGUUGUAAGAUUUGGACUUUUAGUAACCUGAGAUUUGCCCAUCGUGAGAAGGCAAUCAAGAGCACACUCUUGGAUGAAGAAAUGCAGGAUGCUUGAGAGAUGUUACAUGACAAAUACCGGUGAUAGCUUGGAUCAAGAGCAGAAUUCUUAGUAAGCGCAUAUUGGUGCCGGUGAUAGCUUGAACCUGCUGAUGGCACCCCUUGAUGGGACACAGUCUUGCUAGAAAUCUGAAGUUCAAGUUCCUAGAGCAGUAGAGAAGAUUUUGGUAGGAGUUAUAUGGGGAGUGAUGGCACUAGAAGAAGUACGUUCCAAGCAUAGUUUAGAAAUUAUGCAACUAAAUUGUUCGGAUGAACAAAUGAAGGCCAAUACGAGAGAUCAAAAUAAGAAGUGUUCUACUGGAUGGAAUGCCAAAGAAGCUUGAAUCUUUUAAAUGAAAAGGAAAAGGAAAUGUUAAAUCUUGAGUUCGAAAUUGCCAUCAGGAGAGGGAAAGGCGUGUACCGAUGAAAUUGUUUUUGAUGAAAAUAUGGAUACAAAAACCUAAAAAAAGAAAAGAUAAAAAAAAAAAUAGAAAACAAAAAUGCAAAAAGAAAAAAAAACAAAAAAAGAAAACAAAUACAAAAAAAAACGGCGAAAAAACAAACAAAACAAAAACACAUGUCCCAGUGCUGUUGCUUUGUUCAUGAGGUGUGAAAGCCUAGCCCUGCGACAACAAUUGUUCCUAAAUUUUCAGGCAGUAGAGAAGGUUUUGGAAUGAGCUAUUUGUAGAGUGAUGGCACUGAAAUAAUACGUUAAGCAAGGCUUUGAAAUUAUUCAACUAAAUUGUUUUGACCUUAAAAGUUCUUUUGGAAGUUCACAAUCAUGGAAGCCUAGGCACAUUCAUUGCAAGAAUUCCAGUUUGACGUUUUUUUUGGCAAGACUCACUAGAAUGUUUGCAAAACUGACAAUGAUCUGGACCAUUUCUCUGCUUUAAAGUUGUAAGAUUUGGACUUUUAGUAACCCGAGAUUUGCCCAUCGUGAGAAGGCAAUCAAGAGCACACUCUUGGAUGAAGAAAUGCAGGAUGCUUGAGAGAUGUUACAUGACAAAUGCAGGGAUAAACUAAUUCAAAAGAAGCCCAAUCGAAAAGGUCUAAAUGUGAAUAGUCUACUGGCUGGAUGAUUCGGAUUUGCCUAAUCUGAGUAUAGUUUCGUGAGAUAACCGAAGUCUCCAACACCAAAUGUUUCGCCAAGUCUUACCUAGCAGCAUCAUUCUUGGUAAGCACAUAUUGGUGCCAGUGAUAGCUUGAACCUGCUGAUGGGGUACCCCUUGAUGGAACACAUUCUUGAUAGAAAUCUGAGGUUCAAGUUCCUAGAGCAGUAGAGAAGAUUUCGUCAGGACGUAUAUGGGAAGUGCACUAGAAGAAGUACGUUCCCAGCAUAGUUUAGAUGUUACAUGACAAAUGCAGGAUAAACUAAUUCAAAAGAAGCCCAAUCGAAUAGGUCUAAAUGUGAAUAGUCUACUGGCUGGAUGAUUCGGAUUUGCCUAAUCUGAGUAUAGUUUCGUGAGAUAACCGAAGUCUCCAACACCAAAUGUUUCGCCAAGUCUUACCUGGCAGCAUCAUUCUUGGUAAGCACAUAUUGGUGCCAGUGAUAGCUUGAACCUGCUGAUGGGGUACCCCUUGAUGGAACACAUUCUUGAUAGAAAUCUGUGGUUCAAGUUCCUAGAGCAGUAGAGAAGAUUUCGGCAGGACGUAUAUGGGAAGUGCACUAGAAGAAGUACGUUCCAAGCAUAGUUUAGAAAUUAUGCAACUAAAUUGUUCUAUACGUGAUAUAUUCUUUCGGAUGAACAAAUGAAGGCCAAUACGAGAGAUCAAAAUAAGAAGUGUUGUACCGGAUGGAAUGCCAAAGAAGCCUGAAUCUUUUAAAUGAAAAGGAAAAGGAAAUGUUAAGUCUUGAGUUCGAAAUUGCAAUCAGGACAGGGAAGGCGUGUACCGAAGAAAUUGUUUUUGACGAAAAAAUGGAUACAAAAACCUAAAAAAAAACGAAACGAAUAAAAAAAAGAAAAUAAAAAAGCCAAAAAAAAAAAGAAAACAAAAAAGCCAAAAAAAAACAAUCAUGGCACUGAAGUAGUACGUUCAGCAUGGCUUUGAAAUUAUUCAACUAAAUGUUUUUGACCUUAAAAGUUCUUGCGGAAGUUCACAAUCAUGGAAGCUAAGGCACAUUCUUUGCAACAUUUCAAGUUUGACUUUUUUUGGCAGGACUCACUAGAAGGGUUGCAAAACUAACAAUGAUCUGGACUAUUUCUCUGCUUUAAAGUUGUUAAGCUUUGGACUUUUAGUAACCCGAGAUUUGCCCAUCGUGAGAAGGCAAUCAAGAGCACACUCUUGGAUGAGGAAAAGCUGGAUGCUUGAGAGAUGUUACAUGAUAAAUGAAGGUCGCAGACGCGUACGAUGAAGCUCUGAGCAUUGUGAAACUGGAUUUAGGAGUGGGCAUUAUAAAGCCAAUAUGCAUAUGACGGAGGUUGGAGCUCUAUGAAGUUGCAUUUAGGAGUGGGUGUUUUCAGGCUUAGGUCAUACACAGAAGCGCAACAUCAAGAUUCGAGCACAUUGAAGUUGGUGGUCGGCGUGGGUGAUUAUCACACUGAUCGCAGACGCGUACUGUGAAGCUCCGAGCAUUGUGAAACUGGAUUUAGGAGUGGGCAUUAUAAGGUGAUGCAUAUGGCGGAGGUUGGAGCUCUAUGAAGUAAGAGUGGGUGUCAUCGGGCUUAGCACGGUUUGCAGACUGUCAUUUCAAUGAGACAGUGUUCCCAACCUUGGGGUGAGAAAAAAAUAAAUUAGACCCAGGUACGAAAGAGAUAACGUGGAAUGCAACAGGGUUAUCACAUCUUGACUCAAGAACAAACACAGGAAAAUUGUACGAAAGAGAUAACAUUUUUUUCCAUAGGUUAUACACUCACUAUGUAUAUUUUUUCUUCUUUCUUCUAAUUUUCACAAACAGGCAUAGCUUUGGUUUCUGAAUCAGAUUAGGUUUUAAUGGUCAAUAUUUGUUCAAGUACAACAAAUUAAAAAUUAACUAUGUUUACAUCGAUCUAUUUCAUGCUUUUUAGCUUAAUUGAGGAUGUUCGCGAUCAGUUUAUCUAAAUUAUUUCGAGAAAUUCUUGCACAACUCCAUAAGAAAUAAAUGUUAUAAACUUUCAUUAAGAAAUUGUAUGAUGCAUCAAAUCAAAAACUGAGCUCAUUGUUCAACUUGAGGCCGUUGCAUAAACAAGCUUUGAACUCAGCUAUUCAUACGACAUGCAUGUUCAUAUAAAUAAAAAAAUCAUCACUCAUAUUUCAUAUUUUAUAUUUUAUUAACAUUUGAGUUCCUUGAUAGGAAAUAUUCUUGGAGGAAAUAUUGUCAACUUUUGAAAUAGCAGGCAUCUCAUAUUCCCAUAAGCAAUUCACAGUUUUCAAACAUUUGUUUCUGUUUAAGUCAUAAUUAGAUUUUUACUUUAAAAUAAUUUUCGAAAAACAUAAGCAGUUAGAGGGUUUCUUUUUGUUUCACAGAACUUCAGAAGAAAGGGGUUAAUCUUACGUGGCGGGAGUUUUGUUGAUGAAAAAUAUGAUUGGAUUUAACAUCAAAUCCUUCAACCUAGCUCUGGUUGUGAGCUGCAUUUCGACACAGAACAAUUCUGAAACUAUUCAUAAAGAAAGGGUUUCUACAAGCAAUUCGGGAAGGUGAAUUCUCAAACAAAUUUCUAAUCUGUCAUGUUUGGUGUUAGAAGUGAAAAAGAAAAUGAAGGACUUGAAGGAGACGGGCACUUCUACAGGGAAAAGCCAAAAACUGGACAAGUGAAAGGCGGCGCAUAGAAUUUUUCUAUGGUGUGAGGUCGCAGACGUGUACGGUGAAGCUUCGAGCAUUGUGAAACUGGAUUUAGGAGUGCGCAUUUUAAAGCUAAGGUCGCAGACGUGUACGGUGAAGCUUCGAGCAUUGUGAAACUGGAUUUAGGAGUGCGCAUUAUAAAGCUAAGGUCGCAGUCGCGUACGGUGAAGCUCCGAGCAUUGUGAAACUGGAUUUAGGAGUGGGCAUUAUAAAGCUACGGUCGCAGACGCGUACGGUGAAGCUCCGAGCAUUGUGAAACUGGAUUUAGGAGUGGGCAUUAUAAAGCUAAGGUCGCAGACGCGUACUGUGAAGCUCCGAGCAUUGUGAAACUGGAUUUAGGAGUGGGCAUUAUAAAUCUAAGAGGCCGUUAGGUCCUUCCGCAUCCGUCAGCCGUCACCCUCUGCAUGUGCAAAGCUCAAUCGACCAUCCGCCUGCGAAGCAAUCGCAGAAAUGAAAUGGCCGACACCUAUGGGUCUGCCAAGAAGAAUGCUUCGAGACCAUCAGGUCAGCAGUCUCACCUUCCGCGGGUGUGAAACCCUAGCCCUUCAAAAACAAUUGUUCCUAAAUUUUCAGGCAGUAGAUAAGGUUUUGGAAUGACCUAUUUGUAGUACGUAAAGCAAGGCUUUGAAAUUAUUCAACCAAAUUGUUUUGACCUUAAAAGCUCUUUCGGAAGUUCACAAUCAUGGAAGCCAAGGCACAUUCAUUGCAAGAAUUCCAGUUUGACGUUUUUCUGGCAAGAGUCACUAGAAGUGUUGCAAAACUGACAAUGAUCUGGACCAUUUCUCUGCUUUAAAGUUGUAAGAUUUGGACUUUUAGUAACCCGAGAUUUGCCCAUCGUGAGAAGGCAAUCAACAGAACACUCUUGGAUGAAGAAAUGCAGGAUGCUUGAGAGAUGUUACAUGAUAAAUGCAGGAUAAACUAAUUCAAAAGAAGCCCAAUCGAAAAGGUCCAAAUGUGAGUAGUCUACUGGCCGGAUAAUUCGGAUUUGUCUAAUCUGAGUAUAGUAUCGUGAGAUAACCGAAGUCUCCAACACCAAAUGUUUCGCCAAGUCCUUACCAAGCAGCAGAAUUCUCAACUGAAUUCUUGGUAAGCACAUAAUGGUGCGAGUGAUAGCUUGAACCUGCUGAUGGUACCCCUUGAUGGGACACAGUCUUGCUAGAAAUCUGAGGUUCAAGUUGCUAGAGCAGUAGAGAAGAUUUCGGCAGGAGUUAUAUGGGGAGUGAUGGCACUAGAAGAAGUACGUUCCAAGCAUAGUUUAGAAAUUAUGCAACCAAAUUGUUCAGAUGAACAAAUGAAGGCCAAUACGAGAGAUCAAAAUAACUAUUGUUCUACUGGAUGAAAUGCCAAAGAAGCCUGAAUCUUUUAAAUGAAAAAAGGAAAAGGAACUGUUAAAUCUUGAGUUCGAAUUUGCCAUCAGGAUAGGGAAGGCGUGUAUCGAAGAAAUUGUUUUUGAAGAAGAAAUGGAUACAAAAACCUAUAAAAUAAAGAAAAGAACAAAUAAAAAAGAAAAUAAAAAAGCCAAAAAAAAAGAAAACAAAAAAGAAAACAAAUACAAAAAAAGGCGAAAAAACAAAACAAAAACACAUUUCCCUGUGCUGUUGCUUUAUUCAUGAGGUGUGAAAGCCUAGCCCUGCGAAAACAAUUGUUCCUAAAGCAGCAGAGAAGGUUUUGGAAUGAGCUAUUUAUAGAGUGAUGGCAUUGAACUAGUACGUUAAGCAAGGCUUUGAAAUAAUUCAACUAAAUUGUUUUGACCUUAUAAGUUUUUGUGGAAGUUCACAAUCAUGGAAGCCAAGGCACAUUCAUUGCACGAAAUCCAGUUUGACGUUUCUUUGGCAAGAGUCACUAGAAGGGUUGCUAAACUGACAAUGAUCUGGACCAUUUCUCUGCUUUAAAGUUGUAAGAUUUGGACUUUUAGUAACCCGAGAUUUGCCCAUCAUGAGAAGGCAAUCAAGAGCACACUCUUGGAUGAAGAAAUGCAGGAUGCUUGAGAGAUGUUACAUGAUAAAUGCAGGAUAAACUAAUUCAAAAGAAGCCCAAUCUAAAAGGUCCAAUUGUUUCGUGAGAUAACCGAAGUCUCCAACACCAAAUAUUUUGCCAAGUCUUACCUAGCAGCAGAAUUCUUGGUAAGCACAUAUUGGUGCGAGUGAUAGCUUGAACCUGAUGAUGAUACCCCAUGAUGGGACACAGUCUUGCUAGAAAUCUGAGGUUCAAGUUCCUAGAGGAGUAGAGAAGAUUUCGGCAGGAGUUAUAUGGGGAGUAGUGAUGGCACUAGAAGAAGUACGUUCCAAGCAUAGUUUAGAAAUUAUGCAACUAAAUUGUUCGGAUGAACAAAUGAAGGCCAAUAAGAGAGAUCAAAAUAAGAAGUGUUCUACUGGAUGGAAUGCCAAUGAAGCCUGAAUCUUUUAAAUGAAAAGGAAAAGGAAAUGUUAAAUCUUGAGUUCGAAAUUGCAUUAGGAGAGGGAAGGCGUGUACCGAUGAAAUUGUUUUUGACGAAAAAAUGGAUACAAAAACCUAAAAAAAAAGAAAAGAACAAAAAAAAAGAAAACAGAAAAGCAAAAAAAAAGAAUAGAGAACAAAAAAGCAAAAAAAAAAAAAAAUAGAAAACCAAAACAAAAGAAAACAAAUACAAAAAAAAGGUGAAAUAAAAAAAAAAACUUAUGUCCCAGUGCUGUUGCUUUGUUCAUGAGGUGUGAAAGCCUAUCCAUGCGAAAACAAUUGUGCACAUUCAUUGCAAGAAUUCCAGUUUGACGUUUUUUUGGCAAGAGUCACUAAAGGGUUGCAAAACUGACCAUGAUCUGGACCAUUUCUCUGCUUUAAAGUUGUAAGAUUUGGACUUUUAGUAACCCGAGAUUUGCCCAUCGUGAGAAGGCAAUCAAGAGCACACUCUGGGAUGAAGAAACGCAAGAUGCUUGAGAGUUGUUACAUGAUAAAUGCAGGUGUAUAUAUAUGUUAUGCCUUUGUUCUUUUUAGGCGCCUCUAGUCAUAAUAUUUCUGUUUAAAAAUAGAAUGGUGGGUAUUAACAAGUGUUAUACCAUGUUAUAAUUCCUGAGUUGUAUCAAUAAAAAAUUAACUUCCGUUUGUUUACUAUUACUAGUCUUACAUGAACAUUUUUCUUUUGUGCCUAUUGAUUUUGUUUUUCUAAACAGGAUAAUCUAAUUCAAAAGUAGCCCAAUCGAAAAGGUCCAAAUGUGUGUAGUCUACUGGCUGGAUGAUUCGGAUUUGCCUAAUCUGAGUAUAGUUUCGUGAGAAACCGAAGUCUCAUCACCAAAUGUUUCGCCAAGUCUUACCUAGCAGCAGAAUUCUUGGUAAGCACAUAUUGGUGCCAGUGAUAGCUUGAACCUGCUGAUGGUACCCCUUGAUGGGACACAGUCUUGCUAGAAAUCUGAGGUUCAAGCUCCUAGAGGAGUAGAGAAGAUUUCGGCAGGAGUUAUAUGGGGAGUGAUGGCACUAGAAGAAGUACGUUCCAAGCAUAGUUUAGAAAUUAUGCAACUAAAUUGUUCGGAUGAACAAAUGAAGGCCAAUAAGAGAGAUCAAAAUAAGAAGUGUUCUACUGGAUGGAAUGCCAAUGAAGCCUGAAUCUUUUAAAUGAAAAGGAAAAGGAAAUGUUAAAUCUUGAGUUCGAAAUUGCAUUAGGAGAGGGAAGGCGUGUACCGAUGAAAUUGUUUUUGACGAAAAAAUGGAUACAAAAACCUAAAAAAAAAGAAAAGAACAAAAAAAAAGAAAACAGAAAAGCAAAAAAAAAGAAUAGAGAACAAAAAAGCAAAAAAAAAAAAAUAGAAAACCAAAAAAAAAGAAAACAAAUACAAAAAAAAGGUGAAAUAAAAAAAAAAACUUAUGUCCCAGUGCUGUUGCUUUGUUCAUGAGGUGUGAAAGCCUAUCCAUGCGAAAACAAUUGUGCACAUUCAUUGCAAGAAUUCCAGUUUGACGUUUUUUUGGCAAGAGUCACUAAAGGGUUGCAAAACUGACCAUGAUCUGGACCAUUUCUCUGCUUUAAAGUUGUAAGAUUUGGACUUUUAGUAACCCGAGAUUUGCCCAUCGUGAGAAGGCAAUCAAGAGCACACUCUGGGAUGAAGAAACGCAAGAUGCUUGAGAGUUGUUACAUGAUAAAUGCAGGUGUAUAUAUAUGUUAUGCCUUUGUUCUUUUUAGGCGCCUCUAGUCAUAAUAUUUCUGUUUAAAAAUAGAAUGGUGGGUAUUAACAAGUGUUAUACCAUGUUAUAAUUCCUGAGUUGUAUCAAUAAAAAAUUAACUUCCGUUUGUUUACUAUUACUAGUCUUACAUGAACAUUUUUCUUUUGUGCCUAUUGAUUUUGUUUUUCUAAACAGGAUAAUCUAAUUCAAAAGUAGCCCAAUCGAAAAGGUCCAAAUGUGUGUAGUCUACUGGCUGGAUGAUUCGGAUUUGCCUAAUCUGAGUAUAGUUUCGUGAGAAACCGAAGUCUCAUCACCAAAUGUUUCGCCAAGUCUUACCUAGCAGCAGAAUUCUUGGUAAGCACAUAUUGGUGCCAGUGAUAGCUUGAACCUGCUGAUGGUACCCCUUGAUGGGACACAGUCUUGCUAGAAAUCUGAGGUUCAAGUUCCUAGAGGAGUAGAGAAGAUUUCGGCAGGAGUUAUAUGGGGAGUGAUGGCACUAGAAGAAGUACGUUCCAAGCAUAGUUUAGAAAUUAUGCAACUAAAUUGUUCGGAUGAACAAAUGAAGGCCAAUAAGAGAGAUCAAAAUAAGAAGUGUUCUACUGGAUGGAAUGCCAAUGAAGCCUGAAUCUUUUAAAUGAAAAGGAAAAGGAAAUGUUAAAUCUUGAGUUCGAAAUUGCAUUAGGAGAGGGAAGGCGUGUACCGAUGAAAUUGUUUUUGACGAAAAAAUGGAUACAAAAACCUAAAAAAAAAAGAAAAGAACAAAAAAAAAGAAAACAGAAAAGCAAAAAAAAAGAAUAGAGAACAAAAAAGCAAAAAAAAAAAAAUAGAAAACCAAAAAAAAAGAAAACAAAUACAAAAAAAAGGUGAAAUAAAAAAAAAAACUUAUGUCCCAGUGCUGUUGCUUUGUUCAUGAGGUGUGAAAGCCUAUCCAUGCGAAAACAAUUGUGCACAUUCAUUGCAAGAAUUCCAGUUUGACGUUUUUUUGGCAAGAGUCACUAAAGGGUUGCAAAACUGACCAUGAUCUGGACCAUUUCUCUGCUUUAAAGUUGUAAGAUUUGGACUUUUAGUAACCCGAGAUUUGCCCAUCGUGAGAAGGCAAUCAAGAGCACACUCUGGGAUGAAGAAACGCAAGAUGCUUGAGAGUUGUUACAUGAUAAAUGCAGGUGUAUAUAUAUGUUAUGCCUUUGUUCUUUUUAGGCGCCUCUAGUCAUAAUAUUUCUGUUUAAAAAUAGAAUGGUGGGUAUUAACAAGUGUUAUACCAUGUUAUAAUUCCUGAGUUGUAUCAAUAAAAAAUUAACUUCCGUUUGUUUACUAUUACUAGUCUUACAUGAACAUUUUUCUUUUGUGCCUAUUGAUUUUGUUUUUCUAAACAGGAUAAUCUAAUUCAAAAGUAGCCCAAUCGAAAAGGUCCAAAUGUGUGUAGUCUACUGGCUGGAUGAUUCGGAUUUGCCUAAUCUGAGUAUAGUUUCGUGAGAAACCGAAGUCUCAUCACCAAAUGUUUCGCCAAGUCUUACCUAGCAGCAGAAUUCUUGGUAAGCACAUAUUGGUGCCAGUGAUAGCUUGAACCUGCUGAUGGUACCCCUUGAUGGGACACAGUCUUGCUAGAAAUCUGAGGUUCAAGUUCCUAGAGGAGUAGAGAAGAUUUCGGCAGGAGUUAUAUGGGGAGUGAUGGCACUAGAAGAAGUACGUUCCAAGCAUAGUUUAGAAAUUAUGCAACUAAAUUGUUCGGAUGAACAAAUGAAGGCCAAUACGAGAGAUCAAAAUAAGAAGUGUUCUACUGGAUGGAAUGCCAAUGAAGCCUGAAUCUUUUAAAUGAAAAGGAAAAGGAAAUGUUAAAUCUUGAGUUCGAAAUUGCAUUAGGAGAGGGAAGGCGUGUACCGAUGAAAUUGUUUUUGACGAAAAAAUGGAUACAAAAACCUAAAGAAAAAGAAAAGAACAAAAAAAAAGAAAACAGAAAAGCAAAAAAAAAAGAAUAGAGAACAAAAAAGCAAAAAAAAAAAAAAAAGAAAACCAAAAAAAAGAAAACAAAUACAAAAAAAAAGGUGAAAUAAAAAUAAACAAAAACUUAUGUCUCAGUGCUGUUGCUUUGUUCAUGACGUGUGAAAGCCUAUCCAUGCGAAAACAAUUGUGCACAUUCAAUGCAAGAAUUCCAGUUUGACGUUUUUUUGGCAAGAGUCACUAAAGGGUUGCAAAACUGACAAUGAUCUGGACCAUUUCUGUGCUUUAAAGUUGUAAGAUUUGGACUUUUAGUAACCCGAGAUUUGCCCAUCGUGAGAAGGUAAUCAAGAGCACACUCUGGGAUGAAGAAACGCAAGAUGCUUGAGAGUUGUUACAUGAUAAAUGCAGGAUAAACUAAUUCAAAAGUAGCCCAAUCGAAAAGGUCCAAAUGUGUGUAGUCUACUGGCUGGAUGAUUCGGAUUUGCCUAAUCUGAGUAUAGUUUCGUGAGAAACCGAAGUCUCAUCACCAAAUGUUUCGCCAAGUCUUACCUAGCAGCAGAAUUCUUGGUAAGCACAUAUUGGUGCCAGUGAUAGCUUGAACCUGCUGAUGGGUACCCCUUGAUGGGACACAGUCUUGCUAGAAAUCUGAGGUUCAAGUUCCUAGAGGAGUAGAGAAGAUUUCGGCAGGAGUUAUAUGGGGAGUGAUGGCACUAGAAGAAGUACGUUCCAAGCAUAGUUUAGAAAUUAUGCAACUAAAUUGUUCGGAUGAACAAAUGAAGGCCAAUACGAGAGAUCAAAAUAAGAAGUGUUCUACUGGAUGGAAUGCCAAUGAAGCCUGAAUCUUUUAAAUGAAAAGGAAAAGGAAAUGUUAAAUCUUGAGUUCGAAAUUGCAUUAGGAGAGGGAAGGCGUGUACCGAUGAAAUUGUUUUUGACGAAAAAAUGGAUACAAAAACCUAAAGAAAAAGAAAAGAACAAAAAAAAGAAAACAGAAAAGCAAAAAAAAAAGAAUAGAGAACAAAAAAGCAAAAAAAAAAAAAAAGAAAACCAAAAAAAAGAAAACAAAUACAAAAAAAAAGGUGAAAUAAAAAUAAACAAAAACUUAUGUCCCAGUGCUGUUGCUUUGUUCAUGACGUGUGAAAGCCUAUCCAUGCGAAAACAAUUGUGCACAUUCAAUGCAAGAAUUCCAGUUUGACGUUUUUUUGGCAAGAGUCACUAAAGGGUUGCAAAACUGACAAUGAUCUGGACCAUUUCUCUGCUUUAAAGUUGUAAGAUUUGGACUUUUAGUAACCCGAGAUUUGCCCAUCGUGAGAAGGUAAUCAAGAGCACACUCUGGGAUGAAGAAACGCAAGAUGCUUGAGAGUUGUUACAUGAUAAAUGCAGGAUAAACUAAUUCAAAAGUAGCCCAAUCGAAAAGGUCCAAAUGUGUGUAGUCUACUGGCUGGAUGAUUCGGAUUUGCCUAAUCUGAGUAUAGUUUCGUGAGAAACCGAACUCUCAUCACCAAAUGUUUCGCCAAGUCUUACCUAGCAGCAGAAUUCUUGGUAAGCACAUAUUGGUGCGAGUGAUAGCUUGAACCUGAUGAUGAUACCCCAUGAUGGGACACAGUCUUGCUAGAAAUCUGAGGUUCAAGUUCCUAGAGGAGUAGAGAAGAUUUCGGCAGGAGUUAUAUGGGGAGUAGUGAUGGCACUAGAAGAAGUACGUUCCAAGCAUAGUUUAGAAAUUAUGCAACUAAAUUGUUCGGAUGAACAAAUGAAGGCCAAUACGAGAGAUCAAAAUAAGAAGUGUUCUACUGGAUGGAAUGCCAAUGAAGCCUGAAUCUUUUAAAUGAAAAGGAAAAGGAAAUGUUAAAUCUUGAGUUCGAAAUUGCAUUAGGAGAGGGAAGGCGUGUACCGAUGAAAUUGUUUUUGACGAAAAAAUGGAUACAAAAACCUAAAAAAAAAGAAAAGAACAAAAAAAAGAAAACAGAAAAGCAAAAAAAAAAAAGAAUAGAGAACAAAAAAGCAAAAAAAAAAGAAAAGAAAACCAAAAAAAAAAGAAAACAAAUACAAAAAAAAAGGUGAAAUAAAAAAAACAAAAACUUAUGUCCCAGUGCUGUUGCUUUGUUCAUGACGUGUGAAAGCCUAUCCAUGCGAAAACAAUUGUGCACAUUCAAUGCAAGAAUUCCAGUUUGACGUUUUUUUGGCAAGAGUCACUAAAGGGUUGCAAAACUGACAAUGAUCUGGACCAUUUCUCUGCUUUAAAGUUGUAAGAUUUGGACUUUUAGUAACCCGAGAUUUGCCCAUCGUGAGAAGGUAAUCAAGAGCACACUCUGGGAUGAAGAAACGCAAGAUGCUUGAGAGUUGUUACAUGAUAAAUGCAGGAUAAACUAAUUCAAAAGUAGCCCAAUCGAAAAGGUCCAUAUGUGUGUAGUCUACUGGCUGGAUGAUUCGGAUUUGCCUAAUCUGAGUAUAGUUUCGUGAGAAACCGAAGUCUCAUCACCAAAUGUUUCGCCAAGUCUUACCUAGCAGCAGAAAUCUUGAGAAGAUUUCGGUUGGAGUUAUAUGGGGAGUGAUGGCACUGGAAGAAGUACGUUCCAAGCAUAGUUUAGAAAUUAUGCAACUAAAUUGUUCGGAUGAACAAAUGAAGGCCAAUACGAGAGAUCAAAAUAAGAAGUGUUCUACUGGAUGGAAUGCCAAUGAAGCCUGAAUCUUUUAAAUGAAAAGGAAAAGGAAAUGUUAAAUCUUGAGUUCGAAAUUGCCAUUAGGAGAGGGAAGGCGUGUACCGAUGAAAUUGUUUUUGACGAAAAAAUGGAUAAAAAAACCUAAAAAAAAGAAACGAACAAAAAAAGAAAACAGAAAAGCAAAAACAAAAGAAUAGAGAACAAAAAUGCAAAAAAAAAAAAAUAGAAAACCAAAAAAAAGAAAAGAACACAAAUACAAAAAAAAAAGGCGAAAUAAAAAAAACAAAAACUUAUGCCCCAGUGGUGUUGCUUUGUUCAUGAGGUGUGAAAGCCUAUCCAUGCGAAAACAAUUGUGCCUAAAGUAAGUUUAUCAAUCGUGGAAAAGUAAAGAUAACUCUUUAGUAUAUUUUUCAUAUUAGUAUAUCUCCAACCGUUCAUUACUUUUCAGUUAUCAGGCAGUACAGAAUGUUCUGGAAUGAGCUAUUUGUAGAGUAAUGACACUGAAGUAGUACGUUAAGAAAGGCUUUGAAAUUAUUCAACUAAAUUGUUUUGACCUUAAAUGUUCUUGCGAAAGUUCACAAUCAUGGAAGCCAAGGCACAUUCAUUGCUAGAAUUCCAGUUUGGUAAGCGCAUAUUGGUGCCGGUGAUAGCUUGAACCUGCUGAUGGUACCCCUUGAUGGGACACAGUCUUGCUAGAAAUCUGAGGUUCAAGUUCCUAGAGCAGUAGAGAAGAUUUUGGUAGGAGUUAUAUGGGGAGUGAUGGCACUAGAAGAAGUACGUUCCAAGCAUAGUUUAGAAAUUAUGCAACUAAAUUGUUCGCCUAUUCAGCAAUACAAACAUGAACAUGAAGAAAACAAAUACAAAAAAAAACGGCGAAAAAACAAACAAAACAAAAACACAUGUCCCAAUGCUGUUGCUUUGUUCAUGAGGUGUGAAAGCCUAGCCCUGCGAAAACAAUUGUUCCUAAAUUUUCAGGCAGUAGAGAAGGUUUUGGAAUGAGCUAUUUGUAGAGUGAUGGCACUGAAAUAAUACGUUAAGCAAGGCUUUGAAAUUAUUCAACUAAAUUGUUUUGACCUUAAAAGUUCUUUUGGAAGAUCACAAUCAUGGAAGCCUAGGCACAUUCAUUGCAGGAUAAACUAAUUCAAAAGAAGCCCAAUCGAAAAGGUCUAAAUGUGAAUAGUCUACUGGCUGGAUGAUUCGGAUUUGCCUAAUCUUAGUAUAGUUUCGUGAGAUAACCGAAGUCUCCAACACCAAAUGUUUCGCCAAGUCUUACCUAGCAGCAUCAUUCUUGGUAAGCACACAUUGGUGCCAGUGAUAGCUUGAACCUGCUGAUGGUACCCCUUGAUGGAACACAUUCUUGAUAGAAAUCUGAGGUUCAAGUUCCUAGAGCAGUAGAGAAGAUUUGGGCAGGACGUAUAUGGGAAGUGCACUAGAAGAAGUACGUUCCAAGCAUAGUUUAGAAAUUAUGCAACUAAAUUGUUCUAUACGUGAUAUAUAUUUUCGGAUGAACAAAUGAAGGCCAUUACGAGAGAUCAAAAUAAGAAGUGUUGUACCGGAUGGAAUGCCAAAGAAGCCUGAAUCUUUUAAAUGAAAAGGAAAAGGAAAUGUUAAGUCUUGAGUUCGAAAUUGCAAUCAGGACAGGGAAGGCGUGUACCGAAGAAAUUGUUUUUGACGAAAAAAUGGAUACAAAAACCUAAAAAAAAUGAAACGAAUAAAAAAAAGAAAAUAAAAAAGCCAAAAAAAAAGAAAACAAAAAAGCCAAAAAAAAAACAAUCAUGGCACUGAAGUAGUACGUUAAGCAUGGCUUUGAAAUUAUUCAACUAAAUUGUUUUGACCUUAAAAGUUCUUGCGGAAGUUCACAAUCAUGGAAGCAAAGGCACAUUCUUUGCAACAUUUCAAGUUUGACUUUUUUUGGCAGGACUCACUAGAAGGGUUGCAAAACUAACAAUGAUCUGGACUAUUUCUCUGCUUUAAAGUUGUUAAGCUUUGGACUUUUAGUAACCCGAGAUUUGCCCAUCGUGAGAAGGCAAUUAAGGGCACACUCUUGGAUGAGGAAAAGCUGGAUGCUUGAGAGAUGUUACAUGAUAAAUGCAGAUGUCGCAGACGCGUACGACGAAGCUCUGAGCAUUGUGAAACUGGAUUUGGGAGUGGGCAUUAUAAAGCUAAGGUCGCAGACGCGUACGAUGAAGCUCUGAGCAUUGUGAAACUGGAUUUAGGAGUGGGCAUUAUAAAGCCAAUGUUACACACCGAAGCGCAGCAUCAAGAUUCGAGCACAUUGAAGUUGGAGGUAGGCGUAGGUGAUUGUCAGACUGAGUCGCAGACGCGUACGGUGAAGCUCCGAGCAUUGUGAAACUGGAUUUAGGAGUGGGCAUUAUAAAGCUAAGAUGCAUAUGACGGAGGUUGGAGCUCUAUGAAGUUGCAUUUAGGAGUGGGUGUUAUCGGGCUUAGGUGAGAGUUGUGGUUUUUAUUUUAGUGAAGAAAUGAAUAAGUUUGAUUAUUUAGCGGUGUGUUUAAAAUAAUCUCGGAUUAGCCUUAUUUGGUUUUGAUUUUACGAACGGGCUAACGUUGAGAAAGUUGUAAAGCAAUUUAUUCACAUUUUUGGUUAAGUUUACUGUAUGAUUUAUUUUCCCCGUUAGUUUUUUUAAAAAUUCAGUUCGAGCACAUUGAAGUUGGUGGUCGGGGUGGGUGAUUAUCACACUGAGUAAGUGUUGUGAUUUUCAUUCUGUAGUAAUUAAAAAGAAAAACUUUAUUGCAAGCAUUAGUUUUUUUGAUAUUGUGAGUUUCAGUUUUUGUUGAAAAUAUAUAUAUAAUCAAUGUAAUUUGUUGUUUAUAACUAAAAUUUAUCAUAGUUCUAAAAAGAAUUCAUGUAAGAAAAGUUGAUAUUCAAAAUCCUAAAGUAUUAAGUGAUGUUUUUUCGUAGUGUGUUAGUAUUACUAUGUGGUUUAAUGAAUGAAUACUUUUUGUUAAAAUACUUUUGUAAUUAGGUGCAGGUUGAUGUCCUUAUUCUUUUGUGUUGUAUUGUUUGUUGCUAGAACAACCAAAGUUUUAUAUAUACUCCGAUCUGUUACGUGCUGUUUUUGUUAUCAGUUAAAAACUCCUAAACAGUACUAAUCAUACUCCGUUUAAGGGAUGGAUUCGGGCCGGGUCGGGUCGCCGGUUCAAGAACAGUGGGCCCGAGACCGGCCCGAGGGUUGGACGGGUCCGGUUCGGGUCGGGCCACCUGCCCGGGUCACGGGUCGGGUCCGGUUCGGGCCGGGUCGGUUAAAUUUUUUUUUUUUAUAAUUUAUAUUUUAUAGUUUAUAGUUUUAUACGAGUAUUAAAAACAAACUUCAAUUGCAUUUGUUUGAACACUGGUCAUAAUUCGUUUCUUGCAAAUCAGGAGUUUAUUUUCCUGUUAAGCUAUAUUAUGUCUACCUUCUUGAUAUUUUACAUUUAAAAGCAGUAAAGAAAGAAUAGUAAUUUAGAACUAAUUUCUCUACUCGAAGUUUUGGGUGUGCAGUUGUAUAUUUUUUGCAAAGGCCAUCAUACCUUAAGAUAAAUCAUAUUUGAUUUUACGAACGGGCUAACGUUGAGAAAGUUGUAAAGCAAUGUAUUCACAUAAUUUGUUAAGUUUAUUGUAUGAUAUAUUUCCCCCUUCAGUUUUUUAAAAAAAUCAGUACAGGUUUUGUUUGGCUUUACAUAGGUCAUACACAGAAGCACAACAUCAAGAUUCGAGCACUCCGAACUCGUGUAGAAUUUGAUGCGAUCAUAUCUUGCUCUAUUUUGUGCCGUUGAAAACGUUUAAUAUCUCAUUGGAAAGAUCUUAUCGAGUUGUAAAACUUGUCUUCAGGCACUGGUUUAGAAAUAUCAAGGGAUGAUUGCCUGAUUACUAAAAUACACUGUAUUUACGCUAAAAGUGCUCUAUUUUCGUUGAAAACGCUAAAUCAUAGAGAUAAGGCUAAGUAUUUGUGACACUAUAUCUUGUUGUGUGUUAAUCCGUUUGGAGCGUAUUUGAUCUCGUUGGAAAGAUAGAUCAGAGCUCUAAAGCUAUUGUUCAAACUUCAUUUACAAUGCAUUAAAUAAAAGUUACAGAUUAACCAUAUAUUCACAAAUGUAUAUGAUUUCACUCUGAACUCUUGUGGAAUUUGAUGCGAUCAUAUGUUGCUCUAUUUGUGUCGUUGAAAGUGUUUAAUAUCUUGUUGGAAAGAUCUUACCGAGUUCUAAAACUUGUUUUCAGGCGUUGGUUUCAAAAUAUCAAGGGAUGAUUGCUUAAUUACUAAAAUACACCGUAUUUACGCUAAAAGAGCUCUAUUUUCACUGAAAACUCUAAAUCAUAGAGAUAAGGCUGGUAUUUGUGACACUCAUAUCUUGCUGUGUGUUUAUCCGUUUAAAGCGUAUUAUAUCUCGUUGGAAAGAUAGAUCAGAGCGCAAAAGUUAUUGUUCUAAUUUCAUUUACAAUGCAUUAAUUAAAAGUUACAGAUUAACAAUAUAUUCACAAAUGUUUAUGAUUUCACUCCGAACUCGUGUAGAAUUUGAUGCGAUCAUAUCUUGUUCUAUUUUGUGCCGUCGAAAGCGUUUAAUAUCACUUUGGAAAUAUCAUAUCGAGUUCUAAAACUUGUCUUGAGGAGCUGGUUUCAAAAUAUAAAUGGAUGAUUGCCUAAUUAAUAAAAUACACUGUAUUUACGCUAAAAGUGCUCUAUUUUCGUUGAAAACGCUAAAUGGAUGAUUUGUGACACUCGUAUCUUGCUGUGUGUUUAUCCAUUUGGAGCGUAUUAUAUC